This is a messenger RNA of Triticum urartu, 1002 nucleotides long. Lineage: Eukaryota; Viridiplantae; Streptophyta; Magnoliopsida; Poales; Poaceae. The record is from RefSeq and is a predicted model, not a curated record.
UUCUCACUCAGGCAAUGAUAAACAAAGGCAAACAGCUCGAUGCAGUCAAAUUUAUCCAAGCUCUUAAUUUAGUGCACAAAUAUCCUUUAUUGCCUAUUCUUAGGUCAUAUGUGAAUGAUGCAAAAAAUGCUGGGAACAUGAUCCGCAUCAGGGGAGACGGUCCUGCCUCUCAGGAUGCAGGUGAUGCAAAAGAGCGGACAUUGCUCGGAGCAUUGCAGAAGUUCAUUAAAGAACACAAACUAGAAGAGCUGCCUAUUUUGGAAGAAGCUAACAACAGAAUGACACUAUUGGAUCUGCAAAGUGCAGAGAGAAAGCGAGCAGCCAAUGCUGCUGCUGCAGCUGCUCGUGAAGUAAGUAAGAACAUUCUGGACUCCAGGAAGAGACCACAGCUUCCAGAGAGUGCUGUACAAGGUUCCUUAGGCCAGAACACCCGCCCGGUAGGAACAUGGAGUCAGGAGCUCAUGUUAAGGCAGAGCCUCCCUACAGCUGGAGUUGCAAAUAAGUACCAAGCUGUUUCUAGCCAUAACAUAGUUCCAGCUACCGCUCAUGAUCCAUUGCUUUCUGUUGGGAACCAGCGUCCCAUUGGCAUCCAGAAUCAGACCCUGGCUGCUUCAUCUGUUCAGACUCAGUACAGUGGCGGCGUGGCAGACUUCUAUAAUUUGGCGUCGAUCAGACCAGGUGGUUUGAGUGUUCCAGGUGCCAGCGCAUCAUCAAGGUCAAAGCUCUAUUCUGAAGACCCCCUUGCGUAUGUCUCUCGAGCAUCCGAUAAGAAGGGUUCAUCUUACAGUUAUUCUUUGUCUAAUAUGUCGAAGUAUAAUCCGUAGAUGAUGCUACCUGACAUCAAGCGUUGGUAUGGAUCGAGACCUGCUUAGAUGCUAAAUAUAGUUGUAUAUAUCUCUAUUGAUGUUUUAGUUGUCGUUAUGUAAUUAACAGUGUCAAACUUUGUCAAUCUCGGACCAAAAAAAAAAACUGAAUCAAUGUCAAGCUUAUUUUGGUGACUCA